AUGGCCGGUCGCCUCUGGAUUAGGGAUGGCGCAGAACGAAAAUCGAUCACUUCCCAAGUCGUUUAUCUUCUCUGGCUUGCCGACCCUUUCUUCCUCGUUUACAUACCCUUUCUCCGUCUAUCUUCGGAGUUCACUGAUCGGGUAUUGGGAGAAGCUUUUCAAGCUAUGGCUUCGAAGCGUAUACUGAAGGAACUCAAGGAUCUGCAGAAGGACCCUCCUACUUCUUGCAGUGCUGGACCUGUGGCUGAAGAUAUGUUUCACUGGCAAGCAACCAUCAUGGGGCCAGCGGACAGUCCUUACUCAGGUGGUGUAUUCCUUGCUACAAUCCACUUCCCUCCUGACUAUCCAUUCAAGCCCCCAAAGGUCGCUUUCAAGACCAAGGUUUUCCAUCCUAAUAUCAAUAGUAAUGGAAGCAUAUGUCUUGAUAUUCUCAAGGAACAGUGGAGCCCUGCACUUACCAUCUCAAAGGUCUUGCUUUCAAUUUGUUCAUUGCUGACUGAUCCAAAUCCUGAUGAUCCGCUUGUACCUGAGAUAGCCCACAUGUACAAGACCGACAAGGCCAAGUAUGAGUCUACUGCUCGUAGCUGGACUCAGAAAUAUGCCAUGGGAUGAUAUGAUAAAGACACUCUUGAUGUCCAAUAUAUUGAGAUUUUGAAAGCAAAUGGUAUUCUGUUGACUUCUUUGGAGCAUCUAAUGCUACUAUUGCUGAAUUUGAAGUUUGUUUUGACCCUUUUGUGGUGAAACCAGUUAAUCCGAGUCUUGUUUAUCAUUUAUGUAU
Molecule: messenger RNA, 778 nt
Organism: Striga asiatica
Lineage: Eukaryota; Viridiplantae; Streptophyta; Magnoliopsida; Lamiales; Orobanchaceae
Source: the annotation of a GenBank genome assembly